AUGGAAGCUCGAUAUUCACCGGUGCUUACCGAACCCAUCUCAUUCUACAGUAGAUCAUAUCGGGAUAGGGGAAGUUCUUUGCAUGUUGAUGACUCGCAGCGCACCUCUUACAUAUCCUACUUUAGCGAAGUGACACCUCGCAUGGUGCACUGUCCCGUCUCGAUUCGCGAUGGAUCUGUGGAUUCAUCGGCCUUCGAUACAAUACCGUUUGUGCACAAGCAAGAGAGCUUUUUUGCUGCGUCUUUAGCAAACAUUAGAAUAGCUUUGCACCGGACAAAACGACCAGGCUUUAUUCUCCGCACAUUAAGUGUGCACAGACAGAUAGCUAGUUUUCUGUUACCAAAGAAUUACUUGUUAUUUCAAAAUUUGAAAGAGGUGACUCGUCUGAUUUGCAAUCGUGGCAUCAUUGCCAGACAAUGA
Molecule: messenger RNA, 420 nt
Organism: Plasmopara halstedii
Lineage: Eukaryota; Oomycota; Peronosporomycetes; Peronosporales; Peronosporaceae
Exons: 1
Coding region: 1-420 (139 amino acids)
Source: RefSeq, a predicted model, not a curated record